Molecule: messenger RNA, 1375 nt
Organism: Neltuma alba
Lineage: Eukaryota; Viridiplantae; Streptophyta; Magnoliopsida; Fabales; Fabaceae
Product: probable galacturonosyltransferase-like 3
Cellular component (GO): Golgi apparatus
Molecular function (GO): glycosyltransferase activity
Source: RefSeq, a predicted model, not a curated record
ACUCCGUUGCCACACUGUCUUUAUUUUUAUUGUAUUUCUCGUUGCCGUCGUGGGUUUCCCGGCUUGUGAUGGCACAGGCGAGCUCCCGGUGUUCAGGGAGGCACCGGCAUUUCGCAAUGGAAGGGAGUGUCCUAAAACGGCGUGGUCAGCCCUCGACGAACGAGCUCACAGCCCGUCGUCUGUCAUUCACAUCGCGAUGACUCUCGAUGCCACUUAUCUCCGUGGUUCCGUCGCCGGCGUCUUCUCGGUUCUGCAGCACUCGUCUUGUCCGGAGAAUGUGGUGUUCCACUUCAUCGCCACCACGCACCGGCGCUCAGCGCUUCGGCGGAUAAUCACUUCUACGUUCCCGUAUCUCAAUUUCCACCUGUAUCACUUCGACUCGAACCUCGUGAAGGGGAAGAUCUCCUACUCCAUUCGCCGAGCUCUCGAUCAGCCUCUCAAUUACGCGAGGAUGUAUCUCGCGCCGACCUCCUACCGGCGAGUUCGCCGGAUAAUCUACUUCGAUUCGGAUCUGAUCGUCGUGGAUGACGUUGCCAAUCUCUGGAACAUCGAUUUGGGGACGCGUGUGCUUGGCGCGCCCGAGUAUUGUCACGCCAAUCUGACCAAUUACUUCACUCCGAAGUUCUGGUCCAAUCCGACCUAUGCGGCGUCGUUUCGAGGGCGGAAGCCAUGCUACUUCACACCCGGCGUCAUGGUGAUCGAUCUGUGGAAAUGGAGGGAAGGAAAGUACACGGAGAAGCUUGAGAACUGGAUGAGGAUUCAGAAGCGGUACCGGAUCUACGAGCUAGGCUCACUGCCGCCGUUCGUACUGGUGUUCGCCGGCGAAGUCAAGAGUGAGCACCGGUGGAACCAGCACGGGCUAGGCGGCGACAAUCUGGAAGGUUUGUGCCGGGAUCUUCAUCCCGGUCCGGUGAGCCUGCUUCACUGGAGCGGGAAGGGGAAGCCAUGGCUGAGGCUUGACUCGAAGAGGCCAUGCCCUUUGGAUAGCUUGUGGGCCCCAUACGAUCUGUUUCCGUCACUCUCGGUUGUUCUCUGACAGCUAGCGGAUGACGACGACGUUCACCACACGCGCCACCGCUGCCCGCCGACGAAUCACUCCAACCGUUUGUUGUUCUUUGUGAGUAUGAUCAGCGGUCAGUGGACACUGUGGACUGUGUAGUGGAGUGAAGCUGUGAAGCAUACAGAGCGUAAAAAGACGAAAGGGGGCACAGAGGUGCGAAGAAACCAAAAAAGGGUUACUUAACCCGAAACGGCGACGUAAGGAGGCUGUUUGAUGCAUGCAUGGUAUGUACAGCAUAAUAAUGGACAGAAUACGUGCUAUAUUCUUGUCUGGGAAUAACCAAAAAAUAAUUAUACAAUAUAAUUAUUUAACUUA